Messenger RNA from Aspergillus terreus NIH2624, 3174 nucleotides. RefSeq lists its product as uncharacterized. Gene Ontology annotation, biological process: transcription by RNA polymerase III. Gene Ontology annotation, cellular component: transcription factor TFIIIC complex. The transcript has 6 exons. Gene Ontology annotation, molecular function: protein binding. NCBI's taxonomy places the organism in Eukaryota, Fungi, Ascomycota, Eurotiomycetes, Eurotiales, Aspergillaceae. The coding region runs from base 1 to 3174 and encodes 1057 amino acids. The record is from RefSeq and is a predicted model, not a curated record.
AUGGAUUAUCCAAACGACGGCCCGCCGGACCACAACGCUCCUGGAGACCAUUCUAUGUAUCCUGAUAUCGAUGAGUCUAUGCAAUAUCCCUGGCAAGGGACCCAGACAACGACGCAGGGGGACUCGUCAAUUCAUUCGGUCAUCGACCCCCGGUUGUACAAGGACUUGUUCCCAACCAACGCAACCCAGUCACCCGAUCAAUCAGAGGCGGAGGAAGAGGUCGAUGACAUCUAUUACGGAGCCCAGUUCUCUGACGAAGGCUCGGAAUACCAGUACUCCGCAGAGGAAAGCCAAAGUGACGAGGACCUCUCAGAUGUCCCAGAAGCAGAUGACGAUGAGGUCUACGGGGGCCGGCGAAGACGCCGUCGAGGCACGGGCCCCUUUUCUGGUCGCUAUGGUGCUCGGGGCGGAAAAGGAAUCAAGAGAGGGCCCCGGAAGCCUGUAGAGCCUAGCCCGGAGUUCAAACUGUUGCAUUCAGAAGCUACGUCUGCCUUUAUCGAUGGUGACUAUGACCGUGCCAUUGACUUGGUGAAACGUGCCAUUCAAAUCAAUCCCGAGAUGUUCGCCGCCCACUCGCUGCUGUCUGAGAUCUUCUUGGCUCAGGGUGAGAAAGGCAAGGCUUUGACUGCACUCUUCAGUGGAGCUCAUACCCGUCCGAGGGACCCCACCGUAUGGGCCAAGGUGGCGCGGAUGAUACUCGCAAGAGCGGGUGAUGACCGUAUAGACGCGUUGCAAGACGUUAUCUAUUGUUAUAGCCGAGUGCUUGAGAUCGACCCUCGAAACUACAAUGUCCGGUUCCAGAGAGCAGCUCUCUAUCGGGAGUUGCGGUAUAAUGGCCGAGCCGCAGCGGAAUACGAAAGAAUCCUCAACGAUGUACCGCACAGCACGAGGGCUCUUCGGCACCUUGCAGAGGCUUACAUCGAUCUGGAGAAGGUGGAUAAAGCUGUCACUCGCUGGGCUGAGAGUGUCGAAUACUACAUCUCUCUUGACCCGGAAGAAGCGCCCGACUUCUCUUGGUCUGACGUCAAUAUCUAUGCCGAGCUCUAUGCCUUACUGGGCCAACAUGAAAAAGGGUUGAAGGCUUUGAAACAACUGGCACGAUGGCUUUUGGGUCGCAGGGAUGACACGAUGUGGGAAACCUUUGACGAAGAUGACCGCGAAUGGGAUGCCGACGACUCGCCGCGUCGAAUCAAAGUCGAUGGCUACAUUCCCGGACAGUGGCCUCGGGACUCCUACGGGCUCGGACUUCCGCUGGAACUUCGCAUCAAACUCGGUCUCUUUCGCCUGAGAAUGGGCCCCGAACACAAGGACGAAGCUCUGUUCCAUUUUGAAUGGCUGAAUCCCGAAGAUACUGCAGAGGGAGCCCGGCUAUAUGAUUACGGGGACCUUUUCCGGGAGGUUGCCGAUGCGCUCAAAGACAUGGGUCUGGCCGAGGAAGCGCUGCGGUUCUAUAUGCCCCUCCAACAGACCAACGAAUAUGCAGAUGUCAGCUUCUUUAUGGCUAUGGGUGACUGUCUUCGACAGCUCGACAAAUUGGAGGAUGCAGAAAACUGCUAUCUUACUGUUGCAGAACAUGACUCGAGACACAUCCAGUCCCGUGUCCAGCUUGCACGGUUGUAUGACAGCCUUGGCAUGGCUGAAGAGGCACUCAAGUACGUUAACGAGGCCGUCCUGCUCGAGAGACAAGAAAUCAGAGGUGAUCGUCGACGAAAGGACACAAGGCUGGAACAGCUGGUGUUGGAAUUCAAAACUGCCGAUAUGGGAGUAGAUGUGGGUGCAGCGCCGUUGAGGCCGCUUGCCCCGAAGCCUGCAGGGGAUGAGGGGUCAACAGUCACACUUACCACCGUCGCAGGUCGGAAGCGCUCGGUGGAAAUUGGAGCUGACCGGACAGAGAACGUGCUGUACCUCUAUAGAAAGCUAUCGCAGUUACAACCAAAGGUUGAAGAAGGGAACGCGGAAGCCACGGAGGAUUGGUUGGACAUUGCUGAUGCUCUUCUGCGAGAGUUUCGGUCGAACCGGGCCUUCUACCCUGCUCAACGGAGCCUCACUUUUCUGGAUCAGCUCUACACCGCAAUGUCCCGGAAGAGCCUCUCGAGAAAUGCCGUACCGACCGAUUACCAUGGGAUAUCGUUCGAUGAAUGGCUUGAUCUGUUCCUGCAGUAUGCUCUUAUUGUGGCGGGACAAGGCGAGCCAAGUGAAGCAUAUGAUGCUCUUGGUGCUGCCGCUGAUGCGAGCCUGUGGUAUCAUUCAAAGUCCAGCCUGCGUCUGAUUCAUGUAUGCUGGUUCUCAUGUGCACUGCGGGCAGGCGAUGGGAAGACACUUGUGAACGAAGCUCGCUGGUUUAUCAAGAAAUAUCAGUUUGUGACAGAUACAUACCGUCUACAGGCCAUUUUGAGCCGCGUGUCAGGCGACCCGGUGUUCUAUUCGCCGCCAGAAAAGAAGUUUAUGCUCCGACAGAUCCGGGCCGUGGACUACAAUCUUCCUAAAGAAAGUGCACGGACCCGGCCCAGCAGUGAGCCGGUACGACCGUCAGUGUACAAGGAGCGCGCAUCUCUCACAACCCGUGACGAAUCUGGAGAGCUGAUCAUGGCCGAGGAGAUGGAUAUCACCCUGCUUUACUUGUACGGCCACAUGCUCUUCUCUACCGACAGUUUCACGGAGGCGCUGAAUUAUUUCUUCCGUGCGUAUGCGCUAGACGACCAGAAUCCAGCGGUUCUACUCUCGAUUGCGCUCUCCUACAUCCAUCAGUCUUUGAAACGCCAGUCGGAAAACCGUCAUUACCAGAUUAUGCAGGGUCUCUCCUUCAUGCAGGAGUACCGACGUGUUCGGGAACGAAAGGGUUGUUCUCUCCAGGAGCGACAAGAAAUGGAAUUCAACUUUGCACGCGUGUAUCAUACCUUGAGUCUGGCGCAUCUUGCCGUGGAGGGUUACCAGCGUGUCUUGGCCUUGGGGGAGCAGAUCCGCGCCGAGCGUCAACGAAAAAUACCCAUCUCCCGGGUCACCCAACCGGCUGGUGGUGAGGACGAGCCUAUGAUGGCUACAGAGUCUGAGAGUCAGGACAUCUCUGUGGAGGACUUCUCCGUGGAAGCAGCAAUGGCUUUGCAGGGUAUACAUGCGCUGAAUGGGGAUUUCAAAUCUGCCCAGGAUGUCACUAUGAAGUGGCUUGUUAUUUGA